Candoia aspera is the source of this 8203-nucleotide messenger RNA. RefSeq names its product mitogen-activated protein kinase kinase kinase 9 (gene MAP3K9). Lineage: Eukaryota; Metazoa; Chordata; Lepidosauria; Squamata; Candoiidae. Gene Ontology annotation, cellular component: cytoplasm. Gene Ontology annotation, biological process: signal transduction; protein phosphorylation. The transcript is spliced from 11 exons. The coding region runs from base 1 to 3282 and encodes 1093 amino acids. The record is from RefSeq and is a predicted model, not a curated record. Gene Ontology annotation, molecular function: ATP binding; MAP kinase kinase kinase activity; protein binding.
AUGGAGGAGCCGUUCCAUCUUCUGCCUCUCCUCCCACGCAGCCCACGCCGCCCCCUUCAUCCCUCGCUGCCGGUGGAGGCUGAAGGGGAGGGGGCGGCGGCGGCGGCGGCGGGGGCGGCGGCCGCCAGCCCCGCUUGGGGGAAGGCGGAAGCAGCGGCUUCGGGCGACAGCGGCGAUGGGGCCGGCCUCUGGACGGCCGUGUUCGAGUACGAGGCGUGCGGCGAGGACGAGCUGAGCCUGCGUCCGGGCGACGUGGUGCAGGUGCUCUCGCAGGACUCGCAGGUAUCUGGCGACGAAGGCUGGUGGACGGGCCAGAUUGACCAGCGCGUCGGCAUCUUCCCCAGCAACUACGUGACCAGCAGCGGAGGCAGCAGCAGCGGCCGCCGCCUCUGCCUCCAGGAAGGGAGGAGAUCGGAUCUCCAGGCCCCCUACCCUCCGAGUCCGGCCAUACAGUUGCUGGAGAUUGACUUCUCAGAGCUGAUUCUGGAGGAAAUCAUUGGCAUAGGAGGUUUUGGGAAGGUUUACCGUGCAAUUUGGUUUGAAGAUGAAGUUGCUGUCAAGGCAGCUCGCUAUGAUCCAGAUGAAGACAUCGGUGAAGCUAUUGAGAAUGUCCAUCAAGAAGCCAAGCUCUUUGCUAUGCUAAAACAUCCCAACAUAAUUGCCCUUAAAGGUGUAUGUCUAAAGGAACCAAACCUUUGCCUGAUUAUGGAGUUUGCCCGUGGAGGCUCAUUAAAUAGAGUGCUGUCUGGUAAAAGGAUUCCACCAGACAUUCUGGUGAACUGGGCUGUCCAGAUUGCUGAAGGAAUGAACUAUCUACAUGAGGAAGCAAUUGUUCCUAUUAUCCACCGGGAUCUGAAGUCCAGCAAUAUAUUAAUUCUUGAAAGAGUAGAAAAUGGAGACCUAAGCAACAAAAAUUUGAAGAUCACUGAUUUUGGCUUGGCCAGAGAAUGGCAUAAGACUACCAAAAUGAGUGCAGCUGGAACAUAUGCCUGGAUGGCUCCUGAAGUUAUUCGUUCCUCCAUGUUCUCUAAAGGCAGUGAUGUAUGGAGUUAUGGGGUAUUGCUUUGGGAACUACUAACUGGAGAAGUACCAUUUCGAGGAAUUGAUGGCCUAGCAGUAGCAUAUGGUGUUGCUAUGAAUAAACUUUCCCUUCCUAUUCCUUCAACGUGCCCAGAACCUUUUGCCAGACUGAUGGAAGAUUGUUGGAAUACUGAUCCUCAUUCAAGACCAUCUUUUGCCAAUAUUUUGAAUAAACUAACCAACAUAGAAGAAUCUGGUUUCUUUGAAAUGCCAAAAGAAUCAUUUCAUUCCCUGCAAGAAGAUUGGAAAAUUGAGAUCCAGGAGAUGUUUGACCAACUCAGAGCCAAAGAAAAGGAGUUGCGGACAUGGGAAGAAGAGUUAAAACGAGCAGCAGUUCAGCAGAAGAACCAUGAGGAACUACUCCGGCAACGAGAGCAGGAGUUGGCAGAGCGAGAAAUUGAUAUUUUGGAAAGAGAACUCAACAUAAUCAUCCACCAACUGUGCCAGGAAAAGCCCCGUGUGAGAAAGCGCAUGGGCAAGUUCAGGAAAAAUCGGCUCAAGUUGAAAGAUGGCAAUCACAUUAGUCUUCCUUCUGAUUUCCAGCACAAAUUCACCGUGCAGGCAUCUCCAACCAUGGAUAAAAGAAAAAACUUGAUCAACAGCUGUGCCAGUCCUCCUGCCAGCCCUACGAUCAUUCCUAGGCUCAGGGCCAUCCAGUUAACCCCUGGUGAAAGCAGCAAAACAUGGGGACGCAGCUCUGUAUUCCAGAAAGAUGAGGAAGGAGAAGAAGAAAAAAGAGGCCAGAAGAAAAAGGGUCGGACAUGGGGGCCGGGUUCACUUUGCAAUAAGGAGCUAACUUCAAGCGAGGAUGGCCUAAAGUCCCUGGCAGAUGGCGCUAGACAGUGGUCAUCUAGUGCUCCAAAUCUUGGAAAAUUCCAGCGAACAAUAGUCCCUUUUCCUGGAUUUGCAAGUCUAAUAGAGAUGGACAAUGAAGACAAUGAUUCUUUGAAUGAUAGAGAGAGCAAGGUGCAGCAAUCCCCUGGAUUGAACCAAUCAUAUCUCUGCAUCCCAUUUCAGAAGAAUGAUGACUGGGAUGCCCAGUCCAGUGAUCCUAAUGAAGAGACUACUCCUGUGAACUCUUCCACAAGCACUCCUCAGGUCACUCCCACCAACAGCCUCAAACGUGGGGGCCCCCAGUAUAAACAGUGUCAGCUGGCCUUUCUAGGCUGUGGAGCUGUGCUGGCUGCUGCUGGCCUAGGCUUUGAUCUCUUGGAGGCAGGCAAGUGCCAGCUGCUAACCCAGGAAGAUCAGGACAUGUCCAAGGAAGAGAAGAAGAAACGUGAAAGCAUCUUCCAACGGGCUGGUCUCUCUCGGAGGAGUACAAGCCCACCUUCAAGGAAAAUCUUCAAGAAAGAAGAACCCACAUUCUUGUUGGGCGAGCCAUCCAGUUCUCUGACUCUACUCUCUUUGUCUUCAAUUUCUGAAUGUAACUCCACCCGUUCCUUACUUCAUUCAGACAGUGAUGAAAUUGUGGUAUAUGAGAUGCCUGUUAGUCCUGUGACAGUGAAGGCUCCCUUACCAAUCGUUAGUAACCCACUAGUUAAUAUCCGAGUUGAGAAAUUCAAACAGGAUCCUAACCAGUCCUUGACACCUACACAUGUGACUAUUUCUUCUGAAGCCCAGCAACAGAAGCAUAGGCGCACUCCCUCUGAUGGUGCCAUAAAACUGGCUGAUCUUGUUUCCAACGGAAAUUCUUCCAGUAAUUCUCCAACAGGAGUGCUGGGAGCAGGUAUAAUAAAAACUCCCAGUCCAAGUCAGGGUCCAAAUGAAGUCCCUCGUCUGCCAGAUCCCAACCUCAUCUUCCCUCCAACCCCCAGGCGUUAUAGUGCUCAACAGGAUUCCAUGCUGGAGAGACCCAAGACCUUGGAAUUCCUACCUAGGCCACGCCCUUCCGCUAACAGGCAGCGAGUUGAUCCCUGGUGGUUUGUAUCCCCAAGUAAGGGUAGGGGUGAAUCCUCCGCUAAUAGCUCCAGUACUGAAACUCCCAGUAAUCUGGAUUCCUGCUUUGCCAGCAGUAGCAGCACUGUGGAAGAGCAGUCCACACUGCUUUCUUUUCAUGCCAGACUGCCUGAAGAGGAGCGGACACUACUGGACAUGGAUGUCGAAGGCCAGAGUCAGGACAGCACAGUGCCGCUAUGCAGAACAGAACUCAGAACGCAUAAACCUGCAACGUAUGAACUCAAACAAGAAUUUUGGUCCUAGCAUGAAAUCCACAAGGGGCUGGUAAGCUCCUUUUCACUUCAGUUCUACUUCUUGCACUAAGAAUGCACUUUCAAGACAGGAAAAGUAGGAAGUCGGUGCUGAGGCCAUUUCACAUUUCUUGGUCCACUACAGAACCGGCACUGGGGAACCCAGUUUUUUAUAGCUGCGUGUGGCUAAGCUACACAGAGUUGCUGACCCUUUGUCUGGAGUUUCUUGUAGUCCUCCUUGUCUCUUCAUUACAGUGUUAAACUGCAACAAGCAAUGCGAUAUAUCUAAGCCUCUGUUCUUGAUCUUCAAGAAUACAAUGGUAACUUGCAAAAAUAGACAUCAGUGUUUACACACUGUUAGACUGCAGGAAAUUAUGUAAAAGUGUGCCUGCACCAGCACUCUUGUCACACUUCAUGUUGCUUUGCUCUCUUAAUGCUCUAAACCAGUGUUUCCCAACCUUGGCAACUUUAAGCUGUAUAGACUUCAAUUCCCAGAAUUCCCCAGCCAGCAUGCUGGCUGGGGUAUUCUGGGAGUUGAAGUCCAUACAACUUAAAGUUGCCAAGGUUGGGAAACACUGUUCUAAACUAACUUUUGCUUCUUUUUCUCCUCCUUUUUCUCCUCCUCCUCCUCCUCCUCUAUACGCAUAUGACCCUUCUUUUGAGUCUGAAUAUUGUGGAUGUGGGGGAUUCUGGGCUAUCUGCAGGAAGCCAAUAUUUUGUCAAGAUUACAAAAUGUAUGUUUUGAGCUCUGCCCCCUUACAUAUUUGCAUGCAGUAUAACUCAUGUACAAAAGGGGCAAAGUUUGCAUUUCAAAGUCAUGGUACAGCUUUUAUCAUUUGCCCCCCUUGACCCCCACUACUGACUCUGGGGGAUUGGUUCUUCAUAAAUACUGAACUUGCCAAAAGCACUCAUUCAACUGUAUUUAAUUAUUUCUGUUGAGAGGUAGAGAGCCUUGAGUUUCAGAGUUGCCUAUUUUAUAGCUCCUGGAGUCAGGUGUUUUGGGUAAAUGGAUGCAGGGUUACACAGGGCAGAUUCACCAGUGGGGUAUAUGUAGCAGGGAGGCUCUGAUAGUGAAAGUGGAAGAAUGGGACACCAGUCAUGGCCCAAUCAUGGAAAAACACUUUUACCUCUCCAAAAUUACAGAAGGCUGUAUUGCAAUUAGAAAGUAAUAUAAUCAGUGAGAAAUCAUGUAUAGAAUCCCGCAUUCCGUGCACAAAUUUUGGCAAUAUUUUCCAUGAAAAAGUUGCUAACUGAAUAUGCCCUUUUUUCACCUAAUCUUCUGAUUAGGAGUCUAAAGUUUUUGAUAUCAGUUGGCUAGCCAUGUAAGGCAAGCAACAUGCAUGGAUCUCCUGUUCCCAUAUUGUUCUACAAGUGAGUCUAUUUCUCACUUUUUAAUUUCAGCUGCUGCAAUAUACGGUUUUUAACAAGAUCUGGAAAAACUAUAACUCCUCCUAUACUCUUAGGUUAUAGUUCAUGUAACUUCAGUUUCUGGGAUGUUUUCUCUCUGUUGUAACUAUUUUGAUUUGGGCUUUGUUUUGUUUUUUAUAAUAAGUGGCUACAGUUCCUUACUUUGAACCAUAAGCUGGCUACUUGUGAAGAAUGUUAUACAAUUUUUGGCACCAUUGAUGCCUAAAAACUAAACAUGAAUUCUGACAAUUCAGGUUUAACUUUGCUUGUGCCACCAGCUUCUUGUAUGACAUUGGGCAAAUCAGUUUGCCAUAUGUGCCUCAGUUUCUCCAUCUGUACUAAUAGCUACCUCAUGCAACAGAAGUGUAGACUUACUGUGCAAGUGGGAACUUAUGCCCUUGAUAGAAGUAGACAAUAAACUUUACAUUAAGAAAAGUUACAUAUGAUGAAAAAGCUCUCUCUUUGUUAUAAAAUAUAGGCUAGGUAAAUCUUGAACUAGUUCCAUAUCAGUUUAUUCAUCUAGCUGGGCCUAGAGAAUACAGUCUUAACAAUCAGCAUGGAAAAGCACUUGCACACUUAUGUAGUCUGGUGCAAUGGCUUAUAUCUUGCCAGGAUCAAAUGCUGCUGUUUGGUAUGCCUAGCAUUUCACCUCUGUAUUGUUCCAGUUAUAAGCAUUGGCAAGUCUAGGCUAGACAGUUCCUAAGCUGCUGCUGGUGGUUUGGCUUUGCUUUCAUCAUAAUCAUAUUUGGUCUUGUCUCAGUUCCAUUUUUUAAACAAAUGAAAGUGAUUUUGUAUGGCCUUAAUGAAGUAGGUACUAUAGAGCAAUUGGAACUUUGGGGACAUGCUAGGAUGCAGAUUAUCAGGGCUGUGCAAAAUCACGUUGAGGGACAUUUCAUGAAGUGACUGAAACACCCUCCAGAUUCACUGCUCAGAAUGUCUAGAUGUUGCAUCCUGUUGAAGUCCCAGUGCAGCCAUUUUGAGAAACUCCCCAAAUUGUCUGAGUAUGCAUGUGGGACUGUUGCUGAAACAAACUGAACGGUUCAUAAACCCUUAGGAGCUCCAAGCUCUUGAACUGCAUGAUUAACAUUAUAGUUCACAUUGCAAAAAUUGAUUCUAAGAAUACCAAACCUACCAAAUGGCAGGUAUUCCCAAAUUUCAUGUUUAUUAUUUCAUGUAUUGAUUUAUUUGAAUUCCACUUUUCCUCCAAGAACCUCAUGGCAAUGAACAAUGUCCUCCACCAUUCCAUCCACCAUAUCUUUGCAACAAUGGAUAGUGGGACUUAUCAAAGAUCUCUUAGUGAGAUUUAUAUAUCUAAAUUAGAUUUAAACCUGGGCUUCCCCCCAUUCUAGUUCAUCAUUCAAACAGUAUGCUACAACAUAUUAAUGAGCAGAGAAAGAUUCUAGGAAAGAAGCACUCAGAUUCCCACAGUGGCUCGUAUGCUUCAUUCUUACCUACAGUAUAUGUAAAACCAGUGGAUUUCAAUGAGACAAGUGCACAUAGAACUGUAGCCUGUGAAGGCAAAGAAUCCAGAAGGAGAUUCUAUUACUAAAGUUGAAGUACUUUCAAAAAUCCAACUCCCAUACCUACCUCCAACCAAUAUCUCAUAAGAAAUACUGUACCAUCAGCUUUUCAGUGCUUCAACACAAUAGUAAGAUAUGUAUUUCCCCAAUUCCACCAUGUAUUGCACUUUGCUAGGGAAAAAUUCCAAAAUUAUUUGCACAUCUUUUGCUUAUAAAUAUGCAAAUUAUUAAUGCCUAUUUUUUCAGGUCAGGAGUAGACUUGUUAUCCAGAUGUCCACUGGAAGAAAAUACUAUAUGUUGGCUAGAGAGAACUGUUCACAUAUGCAUCCUUCUUUACAAAGAACUGGGAUUCUUGGCAUCACAAACUAGCUAAAAUAUGGCUUGUCACAACAUGUUAAAGCUGAUAUUUUGUAUCAUGAUUGGCUCAUGGGGGAACAGAUGGGAACAUAGGCUUUCCAUGUUUUCCAAAUGAAUCUUUCAUAUUCUUCCAUACACAUGAGCAAACUGUUCUUCUGUGAGGACAGAGUGUGGUCAUCUUAUUACCCUAUAAAAUAGCAUACUUUUAGCACACUGUAAGUACCAAUAUUCUUUAAAUGUUUGUAUGCUUUCCAUAUCUGAGAUUAAAUGUUUCUAAUAGAUAUACUUUGAUUGUUUAUCUGUGCCAUCACACCUUUACUCAUUUAUGCAAUGGGUUGAUCUUGGCUUUAUUUCUUAACUUUUUUUUCAAGAGCUGAGUAGAGGUGCUCAUCCUUGCUGUCAAUGCAUUGAAAAAGUUAGGCUCUUCCCCACAAGGAUGGGGGUGGUGGUGGAUGGAUGGAUAUAUAUCAAUCCAUGAUAUAUUGAUAUAUAUCAAUCAAUCAAUCAAUCAAUCAAUCAAUCAUACAUACCAGGUUGGUAGGUACAGUUUUGGAGAUUGCUGUGCACAGUUGCAGACCCUGUAUAUUGAUUGUGCAUUUGACAACUUCAAAAAUAAUUACAAGUAAGUAAUCUGUUUCUUCUUUUAUAUCUUGCCACAAUUAACUGUACGUAAUGUGGGGGGUGGGGGUGGGCAAGGAUGCUUAUUAAAUCAACUCUCUUCAGUCCAUAUCUGCUGGAAUUUAGAACUGUCGUUGGGCCAAAACCUACCUGCUAUAGUCAUAAUUAGCCUUCCCUGGAUCUUUUUUUCUCUUAACUGGAUGUGAUUCGAUCUUAUUGAAAGAUUGUGCUCAUGUGGAAUAAUUGUACAUGCUUGAUGUAUUUCACAGGUUAGCUCCUGUGGUCUUGCAUGCCCUGGUGUAGAAUGCUGCCAUUUUAGGUUGAUGUUAGUUUAGGUACUCAGAACAAAUGAGUAUGUUUUGUAUGGCAACUUGUAGAGGAAGUUGGAUUCUUGGUUUAUUCUGAUUCAGUCUGGCAUGAUAAAAUCUGUUGGGGCUUCCGUCCCAAUUACUAUGUUUGUUAAAAUCUUACUGUAAAGGCAGUAGUACAGGAAGGUAUGUUUUUGUCCCAAAUUCAUGUUACAGUUUUUGUAUGCUAAAUACUCUGUGUUCUUCAUUUUGUGAUAGUGCUUAAGUAAUGUGGAAGUUUGCCUUUUUGCUUGUGCUCAGCAGCAAGUUAGAAAAAGGGAGGGAGAGUAAUUUUAUUUUUUUUAAAAGGCUUUUGUUACAGCCUAUUGCCUCUGGAGUUUGAAACUAAUGACAUCAGUGACUGGUUAGUUUCACUGUUGCUAAUACACCAACAGGUUACAUUUGGUGCAAUUUAUUGUAUUUUGGGUUUUGUCAAUGUAUUAUGUGUAUAUCUUUAUUAUGUUUUAAUUUAUUUUAUGCCAGAGAACAAAUUUAAAAUUGAAUAAGCUGAUUUCCUUUUCGCUUUUUUUCCCCUGGAUGUAUUGGGAAAAAAAAAAGUAAACCAAGGAUGCCAAGCAGGCUUGGUUCAAUGGCUAAGAUUACCAUUGUAUUACAGUGUAAUGCUAUUCUAGGCCUUGUCUCAACAUUAGAGCACACAUACUUGAAUAAAAUGGUUAAACAUUAA